Messenger RNA from Hylaeus volcanicus, 744 nucleotides. Its product is annotated as E3 ubiquitin-protein ligase MARCHF3-like. The coding region runs from base 7 to 744 and encodes 245 amino acids. The record is from RefSeq and is a predicted model, not a curated record. Gene Ontology annotation, molecular function: ubiquitin-protein transferase activity; zinc ion binding. The transcript has 2 exons. Gene Ontology annotation, biological process: protein ubiquitination. Lineage: Eukaryota; Metazoa; Arthropoda; Insecta; Hymenoptera; Colletidae.
UUUAAAAUGAUGAACGAGAAGAGUUCGGUGGAAAGUGUUCUGGAGAAAAUAAUAGAAAAACUCCAAGUUGGAUGCGAUCAGGAAAAGGAAAUUGUUAAACGUUCGGUUAAGCGAAAACUCGACGAUAUCCUCUCGACGAAUAAAAGACGUAAAUUAACAGCUCGCGAGUCUUUCAUCGAUCUACAUUGCCGCAUUUGCUACGAUACCACUCAACAGUUACCCGUCAUAUAUCCCUGCAAAUGCAAGGGAACCAUGGCCGCGGUUCAUUUGAAAUGCCUGGAACGCUGGCUAGAGGAAAGCAAUAGAAACAGCUGCGAAUUGUGCGGACACCGAUUCGUCGUCGAACGCACGCCACGUUAUCGAGUCGUGAGUUCCAUCGUGAUUUGGCUGUGCCUGAAUCAACACCGCCAACAAUUGUACGUUCGCAAUUUGAGAUCCGACGCGAUUCGAAGCGUCGUCGUCACCCCUAUGGCGAUCGGUUGCUGUUACGUUUGCGUAGUCGCCGCCGACUUUUACGCGAAAAAUAAUUACGAUAAUUUCCCGUCGGCUCAGUGGGCCACCUACUUAUUAUUAACGAUGAUGUCCUUGUUAAUUUUGUCGUAUUUCGUGUGGAUGUACAUGGCUAUACAGUAUCACCAAAAAGUUUGGUUUUAUUGGUGGCAAAAGACGAGUACAGUAAGAAUUAUAUUAGAUCCCGAAAAUAGAACUCCGAUAAACUAUAAAUUAAACGUAUCACAAGUUUAA